AUGCAUUUCACCACUACCACACUUGCCUUCGGCUUCCUUAGCCUUGUUAUUGCUGCUCCUGGACCAAUGGGACCAAUCAGUACUGAUCCUGGUUUCCACCCAGGCAGUGCAUCCUCAGCAUGCUACUGCUGCCCUGCACUUACCACCACUCUCAAUACUGGCAAUUGCGGCCGCGCUGCCGAGGAUGGCAGAUGUGUUACUGGGGAUGUCCUAAUCUGCUGUGACCAGCGUGAGCAGGCAUGCAGCACUCUUGCAUCCUUGACUGUUGAUGGGCGCUCGGGCGCUUUGAACCUUGGAGGCCUUUUGAACCAGAUUGUUGAUGGCCUUCUUGGUUAA
Messenger RNA from Aspergillus pseudoviridinutans, 336 nucleotides. RefSeq lists its product as uncharacterized. The transcript has 2 exons. The record is from RefSeq and is a predicted model, not a curated record. NCBI's taxonomy places the organism in Eukaryota, Fungi, Ascomycota, Eurotiomycetes, Eurotiales, Aspergillaceae. The coding region runs from base 1 to 336 and encodes 111 amino acids.